GAGCACCAGGUGGUGAAAUGUCAAUAGAUGAUAGUGGUGUCAGAGGAUACUGUUAUUAAAACAAGAUUGAAUACACUUCAGUUAUCAGAGAAAUGCAAUCAUAAUCUACAAUAAAUUGGCUACUGAAGAUAUACAUGAGUCCGCAGUUACAACGAUUUACUAACGCAUAUAUAUGCACAUAACCUCUUCUCCCAUACUGCACUGUUUGUCAGAAUCAGUUCUUGAAGUUUGUUGGGGUGUGUUAAUGACACAAUAAUUACACAAGACAGUGAUUACUGCUUUGCAGAUAUAUGAAUCUGCUUUGUUAAUGGCUAGUGGGAAACAUUUACAUGACCUUGAAGGAAAUUCCACACACUUUGUGAUGGAAAGAGCAAAUGACAGCUUCUGUUUGAAGAAAGACAUGAAUGACUGGCAAUUUUCUCACUCUAAACUAUUGACCCUUCCUUUAGAUAUUACACAGGAAAACUAUGUUCGGUGUAACGUAAAAAAUUCAAUUUUUUCCGUUGUUUUGCCAACACCAUUAAAAACAAAACUAAAAUUGGUAUCUUAUUCUGAAGAUGCCCUAGUCAAUAUUCUUGAUAUGGAUCCUUCAGUUACAAAAACUGAUGAGUUUCUAGAAUUUGUAGCAGGAAAUAGAAUUCUUCCAAGUUCAGUUCCUCUUGCACAUCGAUAUGGGGGUCACCAGUUCGGUGUUUGGGCAAUGCAAUUAGGAGAUGGCAGAGCACAUUUGCUUGGUGAAUACAUAAACAGGACAGGGGAUCGAUGGGAAUUGCAACUUAAAGGCUCUGGAAAGACCCCAUAUUCAAGAAGCGCUGAUGGGCGUGCAGUACUUCGUUCAUCUGUCCGUGAAUUUAUUUGUUCUGAAGCUAUGUAUUACUUGGGUAUUCCAACAUCCCGAGCUGCAAGUCUUGUUGUAACUGAUGACCCAGUUUUGAGGGACCAGUUCUACCGUGGUCUUGAAAUGACCGAGAGGGCGGCAGUCGUUCUCCGUUUGGCACCGUCUUGGUUUCGAUUUGGUUCGCUUCAGAUCCUGGCUCACAACGAAGAGCUUACAGUAUUAAAACAACUUUUAGAUUUUAUAUUAAUUGAACACUACCCACAGAUCGAUCCAGGGGACGAGAACAAGUACGUCCAGCUGUUCAGCCAGAUAGCCCAUAAGACGGUGGAUCUAACUGUGGGCUGGCAGAGCGUUGGUUUUGUACAUGGAGUCCUGAACACAGACAAUAUGAGCAUGGUUGCCAUUACUAUUGAUUACGGACCUUUUGGAUUUGUGGAAGCAUAUGACCCACAGUUUGUUCCAAAUUAUUCAGACAAAGAAGGAAGAUACCGUUUGAACAGACAGCUAGAGAUUGCGGAAUGGAACUUGAAAAAAUUGUCACAGGCGUUCAUUCCUCUUCUCGACGAGUCGCAAGUAAUCCAGGUGAUGGAAGAGCUACAGAACCUUGGACAAAGUACUAGUAAAAAACUAAGAUCUGCAUUUAGAAAGAAGUUGGGAUUUCUUCAGGAUAUAGAUGCCGCCGACAAUCGGCUUAUCAAGCUCUUACUACAGAUGAUGGAGGAAACGCGAGCUGAUUUCACUAUGACAUUUAGGCAGCUCGGGGAAAUCUCCUUAACAGAUUUAGGGAACCCACAAGCACUGAAGAGUUAUUGGUCUCUUAAAAAGCUAUCGAGUCAUGAUAACUAUCCUGCAUUUGUGGAAGCUUAUCUGAAAAGACUUCAAGUGGAAAAAGAUCUCACAGAUGAAGAAAGGAAACGUCGCAUGUGCCAAGUGAACCCACGAUACGUGCUGAGGAACUGGAUCGCACAAACUGCUAUUGAGAAAGCUGAGGCAGACAAUUUUAGUGAAGUACAGUUUCUGCUAGAAGUUCUGCGACACCCAUUCACUAUCAAUGAAGAGGCAGAAAAAAAAGGAUACGCUGAUCCCCCUCCUGAAUGGUCAUGCACCAUCAGAGUGUCCUGUUCCAGCUAAGAUUUUGGAUCCACAAAACAUGUGUUCUAUUAUAUAUGUGGGUUAUACAAAUUUAUUUUUUAAUGUAAGUUUGGCAUUUGUUACACAAUAUAUAUUAUUUUACUAAACUGCCAGGAAAAACAAUGUAAACAAUUGUACAUAAUACCGGGUCUACAAUUUAUGAGAUUCUGCUUGCGUUGCGUGGUCGGCCGAGUCAGUUUCGGUGCUGCUAGUAACAGCGAACUACGAAUAUUUCUCGUCACUAAUACAUGUUAUUACGUGUUAACGAGAUGUGAAGCUUGCCUGCAAGCACAAGGAAGUCACUUUGAGCAUCUUUUGUGAUUUAAGGUAAGAACAAUCAAUGCAAUAACAUGUAUCAGUGACGAGAAACACUCGCAGCUCGCUGUCACUAGCGGCACCUAAACUGAUUCGCCCGUGACUCACGCUGACAAGUCCCGACCACGCAACGCAAGCACACCCCGAAUCUCAUAAAUUGUAGACCCGGUAUAUAGAAGAAAUUAAAUGGACAAGUACUUUUUUUGUACAAACUGGAUCGAACACUUACAUUCAUUGUUUUUAAAUAGAAUUUUCGACUUUGGAUUCUACAAAACAUGAAAACUUCAUCCUGUCAUUGCUAUUUGUGAAAUAUAAUCAACUAAAAGAGAACUUCCUCCAAAAAUGUUAUAAACGCAAAGAAUCAAAUACAAAGAAAAAUCGUAUCUGGCGCACACAAAUUAAUUUUUACAUGUUCAAGCUUUAUAAAGAUAUACUAAGAAUAACUGUUGAUGCGGACAACAGUACUUCAAUGCUGAUAAAGACAGAAACAAAAAUGUAUUUCUACAGAUUAACUUCAGAAUGCUCUGUUCUCUCCUCUGUCUCGACGCUGCCUUCCCCAAUCUUGCCCUUGCCGGUUGAAAUUCUGGCGAUCUCUGAAACCGCCUUGGUUCCCACCACGAUUGAAGUAGUUACCUUUAAAAUUAAAUUAAAAAAAUGGAAACAUACAUUACAUUUCUGCCAUAAACCAAAAUAAUAUGAGAUGAACAUUAAAAUUAACUACGAUGAUUACUAACAGACGUCAGUAAUAAUGUUUACCUGCCAGUCUCUUCAUACUUGUACCUGAAGUUAAUGACACAUGCAGAUGGCGAUGUACAAAAUUAGCAUUAAACUUUGAUAUCUAUAGCAAAUUA
Zootermopsis nevadensis is the source of this 3135-nucleotide messenger RNA. RefSeq lists its product as uncharacterized. NCBI's taxonomy places the organism in Eukaryota, Metazoa, Arthropoda, Insecta, Blattodea, Termopsidae. The record is from RefSeq and is a predicted model, not a curated record.